Aedes albopictus (Asian tiger mosquito) is the source of this 8309-nucleotide messenger RNA. It is a transcript of the gene klar, whose product is annotated as klarsicht protein. The transcript has 17 exons. The coding region runs from base 1038 to 7076 and encodes 2012 amino acids. The record is from RefSeq and is a predicted model, not a curated record. Lineage: Eukaryota; Metazoa; Arthropoda; Insecta; Diptera; Culicidae. Gene Ontology annotation, cellular component: perinuclear region of cytoplasm; nuclear envelope; membrane. Gene Ontology annotation, biological process: cytoskeleton organization; nuclear migration; nucleus organization. Gene Ontology annotation, molecular function: kinesin binding.
GCUCCGAUUAGUGUUGAGUUGUGAGUUGUGGAAGACGGUCAGCAGCAGAGGAAUAUCGCGGAGCAAGCGUUGGACUCAUACCGAUUACUGUCUCGUCGUCGUCGUCGCCUUCUAGAUUAUUGGAAGAAACGCGUACGCGGUGCAUUUUUUACGGUUUUUGGAUUGGUUUUGUCGUCGUGUCGCGUGUGAUUUUAGUGAACUGGAGAACAAUUAGGUUUGGAAGUGCUUUACAUUCGUGAUUUGCAACAUUUUAGUGACGAAAAUUGGGGGAUUAGUGUGAAAACAGGUGAAGAAUCUAUACAGAAUCUGUCCAGUUCUUGGAGGUUAUACGAGUUGGAUCACUGGAAGAGAAGUGUGUGUUCAAAGGUGGAACGAUUAUUGUGCUCUUGUUCGUGAAGAGUAGGCUCUGAGUUAUGUACACAUCUGAAGAAUAAUAGUGAAGAGUCAGAGUUUCCGUUCCGAAGAGUAGCCUGUGCGAAGUGUUGGUGUGCAGACGGGCGAGUGUGCGUUAAUCGUAGUAGGCAGGCAGUGCAAAACAUUCUUAAAUCUUGCCUUCCGCUUUCGUCUUGCGCGAGUUCGCUAUCUUGUGUGAAGAAUUCCAGCUUCGAGUUGCGAAGGUCUCCUGCGGAGAGUGGCGAAGAAUCUUCAACCGACAACUACAAUAACUACUACAACAGCUGCGUUCAUCAGCGCGAUAAUCAUCGACCAGCAGCAAUCAGCAAUUGAAUAUUUUCUCUAACGAAAAUGUUCAUUUUGUAAGCAACCGAGGGGUGCGAUUGACCCCUAAAAUCCCAAGCCAAACCGACCCGGGACUCCAUCGAAAAACGGACGCAAAAUGCCGGUUUUCGCGAACUGCCAGCAGUUCGGAGAGCACCAAGGAUUCCACCACUUCUUACUUCGAUAAGAAGCCGGACCAGGAGACCUGAACGGAGACCGAAACGGAGAAGCUUCCCAGAAGCAGACCACGACCACUGGCUAUCCCCACACGGAAUCGAGCAAACGGAACGAAACCGCAACGAACAGACUGAGCAAUCGCCAUGAAACCACCAACAACGGGAGAGGACACCACCGCGCCGACGCCGGUCAAGCCAGAGGCUUCGACCUCCGGCGGCACUGGCAGCGGAAUGGUGGCGUCUACAUCGACACAAACACAGACACAACCAACACAACAAACAACCGGUGGCGGAGGCGGAAACAGCAACAGCGCCUCGAGUAUGGCCUUCGGAACGGUCAAAUACAGGAUCAAACCGCCAUCGGCGGCAAACGCAAUGUCCUCGACGGCCACCGGAUCCAACAGCGCGGGGUGCUUCAUCAAGCCUUCGCUGUCGCUCAACUCGCUGCCACCGCAGGCGCCACCCGAGGGAUCGGAGAUGGCACAGAAUAGACUGAGAAUCGAUCGGCCAUACAAUAGCUUAAAGAAAAAGCGUGACUCGGAGCGCGAACUGUGGCGACGGUCGUGGGGCAGCGGGCAUAGCCACAGCUCAUGCAGCUUGCAAAGCAGCAUCACGACCGGCAUCGGCAAGGACGACUUUUGGGCCGCACUGCAGACCAACUACAACUUUAUCAUGGACACGAACCUGCUCGACAGCUGCCGGGAGGCGCGCGGCGAAAUCGAAGGCCCGGUUGUGCACGCCAAGGAGGACCACAUGGACUACUAUCGGAGGGCCAUGUACAAACCUUCUCCGAUGCAAACGUUCUACGGCGACCCGCGCCUACUGAGACAGUGGAUCAGAGAGAUGGAGAUUCGCAUUUCACGGAUUCCUUCGAUUACGGAGACGAAGAAGCUGAACACCGAGCAGUUGCUGAGGCUCUCUGGAGAACAUUCGGAAAUCUACCGUGAAAUAGAGUCCAACUCGCGUGCCGUCGCAGCCUGUGUACGUGCCUACGAGAAGAAAGCGGCCAAAGCCAGUAGAUUCUCCGGAAACAUCUCCGGUGUGACCAGCGUAGGAUCGUCGAUCCUCAAUACGACCGCUUCCGAACUUGGAGGACCCCCGUCCGGAUCCGGUUCGCUGACGCCCGAAGUCGACGCCCAACCGGGCACAUCCGUUGCUUACUACAGCCACAAGCUUAGCAAUAAAUCCAAGGAGAGUAGUGUCAUCAAAGGGCUCGAGAGACGCUACUACUUGCUGUAUUUGAAGGCGUACGAAAUCCGGUGCCUAUUGGAGGGAUUAUUGGACACCAAAACCUCGAGCUCUGAUAACAACGCUAGUCUUUCGGAUACGGAUGAAGAGCCGGUUAACAAACAGGCACGACUCAGCUCCAGCGUCAAGUCAAAAUCAUCCGGUUCACUGCAGAAUGAGUGUUUGAGUGGCGAAGAAUGGGUUAAAGGCAAGAAGCUCUCCAACGCUGGUUUCGAUGCCGAUUCCGAGGGCAGCGACUGUGAAAUUGUACCGAAAAUUAUCACCUACCACCUCAACUCAGCGACCACGACGGCCACCACAAACACGCCGUCGACCCCUCCUCCAUCCGCCGCAGCCCUACUACUGGCAAGCCAAGUGAACCCUAGAAUGGAAGCAGCGGACAUUCAGAACCUAUCGACGAACACGAUUACCAACGGCAACGGCUCAGCGGCAAAUUCCCCGGCGACGACAACCCUAACGAUCGGAAAGCUGUCCGGCGAGGACAUCAUCGAUGGUAUCCUUCGUGGAGCCACCGCACAGGACCUGAUCAACAACAAUGAGAACAGCAGCAGCAGCAACAACGAAAACUCCAAUCCCUUGCUGAAGAAGUCUCCGAAGUCGCCGAAGCAGAAUGGCAAACAGAAACGGAGCAAAACUAGCGAGGCCAAGUUCAAUCGGUCUACGAGGAAAUCCAAAAACUGUGCCACGUUCUACUUCAAGCACCUGGACACCGACUCGGAACUGAACAAGGACUCCAGCGAACGGACCAAGUCCGAAGAAUCGACCAGCUCAUCGGAAGGGGACGAGUGGGUUUACAACAACGGCGGCGAUGAUGGUCAAGGCGGUCAGGACAGCAGUUCGUCCGGUGGCGAUCAAAGCAAAUCCGCGGCUCAGGUGAUCCCGCUGGGAGACGACGAGGACGAAAAGGAAAACAAACCGGGCGAGGGACGGAAGGAUCACCACAGCAUGGCCAUUGGGAAGGAAGUGAAAUCGAAGCGGAGUUUGGACUUUACGCAGGAAUCGUUGGUCGGCGGUGUUACGUUGAGUACGCGGCCGCUCAUGAUGACCUCGAUCGGCAGCUUCGGGAAGAGUACGGACUCGGUGGACAGCAACGGGAAGAGCGGAUCGUUGCUGUCGGCGAAGCACCAGCAGCAAUAUGCAACGAGUCCGACGAUCCAAAGGUUAGUGCUGCAUGCCGAAACGCUGGUGCGGGACGAAAUCUUCGCAAAGACACCCAAAACUGUCGUGAAAAAUCCGCACUAUCUGCACCACUAUCACCAGCAUCACCAUCAUCACGGUAGUGCCGCCAGUGGUAGCAGUUCCAACAGCCACCAUCAACUCUAUCACCACAAACAGCAACUUCAACAACAACAGCAACAACCGUACCAUCAUCUUUCGUCAACGACGUCGUCAUCGCGCCAUCACCAUCAGGGCACAGUUAACGGCGGCGGCAGCGGUGGCGUCGGCGGAAUUGGAAGUAACAGCAGUCGGAAGGCGGAGAAAGUGAUGAGCAAUCUCAAGAUCAACCGGAUCGAGGAAUGGCUCGAGAAGCAACCGCUGGACGUGGCCGCCACGGCACCCCUCCUGCCCGGUUCGGCCCCCACGACGGAUUGCGAAGCGUCCGGUGAGUACACCGAUUCCGACUCGAUCGCACGCGACACGGACAGCUCGGAGGGUCUCGCCAAUUCCGUUGCCACGUGCCUCCAGGGCGAUCAAACCUCGCAGGAAAUGCUGCUGACCGACAAUGUGUACCCCUCGGAGACUUCGAACGUUUCCAAUGACGAAGUCGAAUCCAAGAACAACUCCAACUCAAACCCUUCGCUGGUGAAGCGGCGGGUGAAUAAAUCCACAGCCGAGCGACCGUGGUCCGUGUCGUGCAUCUCGCAGCUGAACACAUCCGCCGUCGAGAUCAACCAGUACGGGGAGCGACGCGAGACGCAUUCCAACCAACGGCUGACGGCGAGCUUUUCAAUUAGCGAGUCGGCACUGAACACGAUGUCCCCGGUGCGGCCGGGGGCGCUGAAGCAGACGACGAGCAGCGGCAACGGGAGCCAACUGGUAGUCAAGAGCUCGGACAGCAAGGGAUCGCUGAAGAAGCGGAAGCUGCGCGCGAGACGCAAGAAUCGCAUCGACGAGUCCGGUUCGGAUGAAUCGCAACCAGCGCAGCAGUCGUCCACGUUGCACCUUCUUCAGCACUCGUUAAUCCUGCAGCACCAGCAGCAACUGCUCCAGCAGCAGCAACCCUUGAGGGAAAUUCAACUAUCGGCCGGAAGCAGCAGUGGUAGUGGCGGCCGCCACCAGCAUCAUCAGCACCAGUCCAGCAGCCAUCGGGGAGGAGGAGGAGGUGGGCUGCUCAAGUCCGAGUCCUUUUCCGGACGGAUUCGGCUGUCGGACGAUCUGGUCACGAUGUCGUCACUGUCCGGGUCGUCUGGAUCGCGCAAAUCGUCCUCUGCUCGGCAGACGACGAGGUCAACGGCCAUGACGACAAUGAUGGCCACCGGCGCUGUCGUAUCGACGGCGACCAAGAAAUCCGCUCCGGAUAGCGAAGAGGAACAUCUACAGCAGCAGGCCCUGAUGGCGAAGCCAAACUUCAAGAUCGGUUCCGUCACGCGCGCCCGCUGCGGCAGUCUCAAUCUAGGAUCAUUAGCCGCGUUGGCUAAUUAUAAUCUAGAUGGUGUGGAGCGGACUGAGGCGGACCUGAACGGAACCGGAACCGGCACCGAGGAGAUGAGCAGCUUCUCGGAGCAAGCGUGGGACAACUACCAGGAGAAGUACAUGAGCGAACCGUACUCGGAGGACCGGGACACCGAUGCGGCACGGCGUUUGCUGGAUUUCGGGGACGAUUAUCGGAACUUUAUCGAUUCCCAGUCGGACUGUGCGUCGUCGUCGCUUUCGGCGGCCAAUAUGGACUCGAUGUCGCCACCGCGAUUCCGCAAGAACGAUUCGCUGGGCAAGAGUUCCGAGCCGAACACGAACUCGCUGAACCGGCGGAAGCGAUUGGACGAGUACCGGAUGGACGACCGAUACAGUCACAACAUGAACUCGUGGUCCAGCAAGUCGGGCAGUCCGCCGCAUCAUUCGUUGGACAAAACUCUGACCUCCAGCCGGGGCAAGCACCACGUUCUGUACGAAAGUCCGGACCAUUCCCCAAGUGGUAGCAGUGGUGGAGCGCCGACCGGUGCCGGACCUCUCGGUGGAAGUGGUCGCCGUAGGUCCCUCCGCUCGGUGGACAAACACAAUUCCUUCCUGAGGUCGCUGUCCCACGAGACGAGUUCUAGCUCGAACAACGAGUUCGACGAGGACAUGGAGGCGGAGAUGAAGAAGCUGCUGAUCCAGAGCAAAUUGCGGCUGGCCAACACCGAAGCUCUGAAAGCCAAAUCGCACCUGCUGAAGCCGGAGGACUAUGACGAGAUCAUCAAGACGUGCCGGGAGAACGUGCGCUGUCUCGAAACGGUGCUGCUGUCCCAACCGGGUACGGUACUGACGGCGGCCAAGUGCCAAGACUUGCGAGAUACCAUCCACUGCUGGGAGAAGCUGUUGAGCUGGAGCGAACGGCGGCAGAUUACGACCCGGUUCCAGGCAGAGAUCCAAACUCUGAAAGAUGUCCUGGAAGAUCUGGGAAGCAAGGCGUUCGACUUCUCGUCGGAAGCCCACAUACAGUUGGCCAUCGAUCAGCUGAAGAAUGAACGCAAAGUGCUCCAGAACCAGCGCCCGAAGAUGCUGACCCUGAAUGCCACCGUGCACAACUGGGUCUCGGCCCAGGAAUUGCAACGGAAGGAACUGCUGGACGAUUCGACCAUUGACGCCCAAAUGGAGCAGUUGGACCGGGACAAGAACUUUGUCAAAUGCACGGACCAGAAGUGCGGCGCCUGUUACGACUGUCUGAACGAGCUGCGCGAAGAUUGCACCAUCAAUCGGGACCUGAAGGACGGAAUCAGCAUGCUGUACGGUACCUGGGACGAGGCGGAAGUGAGGAUAAGGAACCGCAUCGAGAACCUGUCCAGCUCGAUGACGACCUGGAAGCAGCUGGAGGAUGGGCUGAGCGAUUUCAAAGUCAUCCUCGACCGCGAUCGUGGCAAACUUCAGGGGAUCGAAGGGGCCCUGCAAAGCGGGGCCGGGAGGACUGACGAAAUGGUCAAUAGUGUCAAGGAAGUUGUCAAAGCUCUGUCCGAGAAGGCUGAGCCGCUUUUUCAGGAGCAUGAUAUAUCCAUUCCGGUCAAUCUUAAGCUCUCGUCGAGUGGGUCUCUUUCUGAUAGUGGCAUUUCCGAUGGUGGUGGCAUGUCUGAUGGCAGUCUUUCUGAGCGAGAGAAGCGACUGAGCGCACUGAAGAGGCUUGUCAAGCAGUUGGAGGUGGCCCUCGCUCCGGGAAGUGAAGCCAUGCAGACGAUCACCAAGCGGUUGGAGAUGGCCGAGCAUGAUCUGCGUUCGCUGCAGAACACCUGCCGAAAGAUUAUCAUGAACGAGAAGGGCGGUGAUGCGAGCGGAAGUCAAAAUGGAGAAGAGGGCGUUCAGGGAGAGAAUAGCAACAAUAACGAUGCCAGUGUCAAGAAUAAGAACAAGCCGAAAGGAAGCAAAAAGAAUCGCAACUCCAGCCCAGCAAAAUCGGAUCGGUCCAAGUCCCGGUUCAGUCCAUCCAUGGACGAAACGGACUCGGAAGAAACCCGGCUGCACCAGGAAGAGCAAGUGGAAACUCUCACCCACCAACAGCAACAGAAGCACCAGGACCAUCUGCAGCAUGCCACCCAGUUGGGUCUGAUUCAGACCACCAAAAUGAAGCUGUCCCAGAACCGGUGGGUGUGGCGAAUCACCAAGAUUGCCGUGCCGGUCCAGUUGGCUCUGGUGCUGGUGAUGUGCGCGGCUUGCUUCUUCGAACCGCACUGCUGCGAUGCCCUCAAUACGUACUCGAUGAGUUUUACGCCCCAGUUGCGUUACAUCAAGGGACCUCCUCCGGUGUAAAAUCCGGAUUCGGGGGGUCCACAACAAACUUUUCCUUCGCUGCGGCGUGGGGAAAAUGAAAUUUUGUUUAUUUUUGUUUUUGAUUUUAUGCGGAUAAUUUUUAUAUCCUGGAGAUAUAGUUGUGCAUUACUGCCUAGCAUCUAAGGAACCCACUUUUUAAUCGCAAACCUAUUUAUAUCGCAAUAAGUUCCUUCGUGAAAGGUUAAAUAUUUCAAAAAUAUUUGUACCAUAUCACCGAGGGGGUUCGUUAUUUUGUAGGAAGAGAAGAAACCGGAGUGCUCUUAGAAAGGUAAGCUAUCACUGUUUCUUAUUUCACUAGGUUUAAGUGACAUAAAAGUACGAAAUAGGUGAAACACAAUUUACUUAUCGUACACACUAAAAAUAAAUUGCUGACUUACCUAUAGAAAUAUUUGUGAAAAAAAAAAAUCCGUAAAACCUUAUGAAAUCCAAACACUCAAGUCAGUGAUUUAUUUCUAGUGUGUGUAUCGUCGUCGGGUGUCGAUCACGAUCGGCGUUCAACAAACAUGAUUUGAUCGACACUCGGCGCAACAAGAGAAAGUCGCCAUGCGUGAACGAGUGAAGGGAAUAGCUGCAACACGUAUGUGCCUUCAGCGUAAAGCAAAAAACAGAUUACCAUUUAUUCUUUGGUUUAAGAGAAAUAGAUCAUUGUUUUCAUAUUUUCAUCAGCUAGCUACAAAAUAGCGUUUAUGAACUCAGCAAGCCGAGUCGAUGUUCCUCCAUUAACAUUUAUUUUUGUAAGAGCCAUUUACUUUUACACUUCUCGAAAUUCAAGCAGCAGUUGCUCAAAAACAGCAAACUUUUCGACUGCCUUACUUACUGCGUCUAUUAUAUUCGAUUUGUACUUUUCCAACCAGUUGCAAUAUAUGUUUCGCAUAAAAUUCAGAAAAUAAAACUGUUCUUUUUUUGUACAUUUUCGGGCGUAUCUAAACUAUUUACUAAUCAAAACUGAAUUUCUGUGCAUAGUUGUAUGUCAUAUGCAUCAGCUGUAAAUCUACCAAGAAUUUGAAAACUAUAAAUAUUUUAAACAAAAUAUGUAUAACUAUUUGUAGAAUAUAUCUUUCGUAUUUUUGGAGGGAUAAAAUAUAUAAGGAGAACGCAUUUUUUAGCGCAUCCCUCCGGUAAAUGUACUAUUAGUUAUGUGGAAAAACUUACGGAACGGAGAAAAAAAGCGACGUUCAUUGAAAAUAUAUGUUUAUAUUUUUAAUAAAACAA